Melanotaenia boesemani (Boeseman's rainbowfish) is the source of this 2637-nucleotide messenger RNA. RefSeq names its product galactosidase, beta 1 (gene glb1). The transcript has 16 exons. The coding region runs from base 239 to 2200 and encodes 653 amino acids. The record is from RefSeq and is a predicted model, not a curated record. Gene Ontology annotation, biological process: carbohydrate metabolic process. Gene Ontology annotation, molecular function: beta-galactosidase activity. NCBI's taxonomy places the organism in Eukaryota, Metazoa, Chordata, Actinopteri, Atheriniformes, Melanotaeniidae. Gene Ontology annotation, cellular component: vacuole.
UUUUCACUGUUCUUUACCGCUUGGAUGAACUGCUAAACACUGCCAUCUACUGACCGAAAGACACAACUCCUCCUCCUUGUCACAUGAUUUGACUUCCGUAACUCACGAUGCUCAUUGAAAGCACCUCAGUAUACCGAGGGGAGAAGGAACCGUGCUUGUCCCGGUAAAUACAGCUUGGUGAAGGACUUUGAGAAAAAUCUGGGACAGAUUUGCAUCAGGACUCGUCAGAGAGCUCAUCAUGGCUCUGCUCGGAGCUGGAAGCCUGCUGCUGCUGCUGCUGCUGCUGCUGUUUGGUCAAUCACUCGGGGCACCUCGCUCAUUCAGUGUGGACUACAAGAACAACUGCUUUCGUAAGGAUGGGAAAGAGUUUCGAUACAUAUCAGGAAGCAUCCUCUACAGCAGGAUCCCCAGAGUCUACUGGAAGGAUCGGCUGCUGAAGAUGUACAUGGCAGGACUGAAUGCGAUCCAGACCUACGUUCCCUGGAACUACCAUGAAGAGUUUCCAGGCCGAUACAGUUUUAGUGGAGAUAGAGAUGUCGAGUAUUUCCUUAAACUGGCCCAGGACAUUGGUUUACUGGUCAUCCUUCGGCCAGGACCCUACAUCUGUGCAGAAUGGGACAUGGGCGGCCUGCCUGCAUGGCUUCUAAACAAGAAAGACAUUGUGCUGCGAUCUUCAGACCCAGAUUACAUUGCAGCUGUGGAUAAAUGGAUGGGGAAGUUAUUACCCAUGAUGAAGCCUUACCUGUACCAGAACGGUGGUCCUGUCAUCACCGUACAGGUGGAGAAUGAAUAUGGCAGUUACUUUGCCUGUGACUACGACUACAUGCGCCACCUGACCAAGCUGUUCCGCUCUCACCUGGGUGACGAGGUGGUGCUGUUCACUACAGAUGGUGCAACACUAAACUUCCUGAAGUGUGGCUCAAUACAAGGCCUUUAUGCCACUGUAGACUUUGGACCAGGGACAAACAUAACUGCAGCAUUUGAAGCACAGCGACACGCUGAACCUCAUGGACCUUUGGUGAACUCAGAGUUUUACACUGGCUGGCUGGACCACUGGGGAUCCCCACACUCUGUUGUGUCAUCUGCUGCUGUGGCCAAAUCCCUUAACCACAUUCUUGCUUUGGGAGCAAACGUCAACCUGUACGUGUUCAUAGGAGGAACAAAUUUUGGCUACUGGAAUGGUGCCAACUCACCUUAUGCCGCACAGCCUACAAGCUAUGACUAUGAUGCUCCACUCACAGAGGCUGGAGACCUCACUGAAAAAUAUUUUGCCAUUCGAGAGGUCAUCAAAAUGUACCAUGACAUACCGAUGGGACCAAUACCACCAACAACCCCGAAGUAUGCAUAUGGUGCUGUUCCAAUGAAGAAGCUCCAGACAGUAUUGGACGCCCUUGAAAAGCUUUCUUUCUCUGGUCCUGUCAAAAGCAUGUAUCCUCAGACUUUCAUAGACUUGAAUCAGGCCUUUGGUUAUGUGCUCUAUAGGACGACUCUGCCUGUGAACUGCAGCAGCCCGACUCCUCUGUCGUCACCUAUGAAUGGGGUCCACGACAGAGCGUAUGUGUUGGUGGAUGGGACGGCUGUGGGAAUUUUUGAAAGGGACGAGGUCCUAACGGUGAAUGUGACUGGGAAGGCUGGCAGUCAGUUGGACAUACUGGUGGAGAAUAUGGGCCGAAUCAACUAUGGAAGAAACAUCAAUGACUUUAAGGGUUUAGUAUCCAAUUUGACUUUGGGGAGAGACAUUCUCACCAGCUGGACCAUGUACAGUCUCAGCAUCGAUGAAGCUGUUAGCCAGGGGCUCCUCGGAGAAAAUCCCCCCACACUGAUAGAUCCACCUCGGACUGCUGCUGUUACUGCUCCUGCAUUCUAUGGGGGAAGUUUUAUAAUUCCUGAUGGCAUCCCAGACCUCCCUCAAGAUACUUACGUCAAGCUGCCCAACUGGAGGAAGGGGCAGAUCUGGAUUAAUGGCUUCAAUUUAGGGCGAUACUGGCCCACGCGAGGCCCUCAGGUGACACUUUUUGUCCCUACCAGCAUCCUCAGCACAGCUGCACCCAACAAUGUCACUGUCCUGGAGCUGGAGGGAGCUCCUUGCAACUCCCAGGUGUGCACUGUGGAAUUCACCGACACCCCGAUCCUAAACGCAACUGUCCUGUCUGGCUACAAACAGUACAGGAGGCUGUAUGCUAAAGAGGACCUACUGUGAUGAUACAGGAACUCUGCUGCACAAAAGGAAUCAGUUUGCACUAGACUUAUUGUAUGAGACACAAAUUAGCACAUUGAAUGAAUUUUCUGUAUUUAAUUUUUUUUCUAAAGCUGUGUAACAUAAAAAGGUGAAUCAUUUCACUUCCAAAUCUUUUAUAUAAGUAUGUGAGUCUCUACCUCACCGAUUCUGCAUCGCAUGUUUUCAAACCUUCUUGUCACUUCUCAAAGGGAUUAUUGUCUAUAAAAGCCACAUUGUUUUAUCAGAAUGUGUAUUUCCAUGACAGUUUUAUUUUUUAUGGAAAACCCACACUAGUGAUGUGUUCAGAAUGUAUACUGUUGGGAGUGCUGAUCUGUAGCUUUUGUUCAGUCAGAGAAUCUUGCAGACACUGACUCGGUUUGAAUGCCUUACAAUACCAAAAAAUAAAAAAAAUAAUUUGA